AUGAUGUGGUUAAGAGGCAAAAGAAAGACGUUGGUUGAGAAGUAUACCGAAGAAUUAACUGAUAUCACCUCACAAAUCCACCAGUUGGAUCAAAAGCUGAAGAGCUCACAGGAGGCUAGCGACAAACUACAAUCACAACUGAAUUAUUAUGGUUUGGCCACAGCAGCACUGGUACUAGGUUACAUGCAUAUGAUUUACCACAGUGUUUUACCCUAUUCCAUUGCGUCUGCCAUAGCAACACUGGCAUUAGCAGGUUUAAUUAAGAGCCUAGCAUCGAAAAUAGACCAAUGGCAGAGAGAACGACAGUCAAGACGAUUGAAUCGUCUUAGAGCAUCACACCAGCAGAAACUAAACAAAUUGAAAGAAGAGACGAACUUCCAUGCAACCAAUUCUGUGAUUCAAAGGUUCUCACAAGGUGAAGACCAAACUGAAGAUGCUAUGUUACUAAUGGAUGACGAAAUUGUUAAGAAGUACCAGGAAUUGAAAAAUCUACAGGAAGAACUAAAUCAAUUCCGCAAGACUGGUAAUUCAAAGGAUAAACAGGAGCGUGACAAAUGGUUUGACAAAGUAUUAAACGUACUAGCAGGAGGUGAUAUACCCAGACCAAUAGUUUGUACCCAAUGUCACAAACAUUCUGGAGCAUACACUGUUGGCGAUGGUCCCCUAGUAUACAUAUGUCCCUUAUGCGGUUGGCGGGAACCACCACUAGAGGAGAAGAGGAAGGAGGAAGACGAAGUAUCGAGUAAAUAA
This is a messenger RNA of Zygosaccharomyces rouxii, 750 nucleotides long. It is a transcript of the gene LNP1, whose product is annotated as Lnp1p. Gene Ontology annotation, biological process: endoplasmic reticulum tubular network organization. NCBI's taxonomy places the organism in Eukaryota, Fungi, Ascomycota, Saccharomycetes, Saccharomycetales, Saccharomycetaceae. The transcript has a single exon. The record is from RefSeq and is a predicted model, not a curated record. The coding region runs from base 1 to 750 and encodes 249 amino acids. Gene Ontology annotation, cellular component: endoplasmic reticulum tubular network.